GUUUGGUUUAAGCUGGCUAACAGUUGAAAUGGAUGCGUGGUAUGGCAUACACACUCGUGAUCUGGUGCGGUUGAGUGAGCCAGUGCCAUCAGCUUGAUGUGCCCAGUAAAACUAAAGAGGUCAGCACCAGUGACAAAGACUUACAGAACUGUUUAUUUUGGGGAUUUAUUUUCCUCCACACGUCUAUAGUCGAUUGUUCAUGGAUAUAUUAGUGUGUAGUACGUUCACAUAUCAUUGUGUUCUUAAACUUUCUAACAAACGUUCACUUCUUCAAAAUAAAACAUGCUUCACUGUCAGACAAGAACCCCAGGAAUUUUAACUAGUCACCAGGAUAUUGAAGAUAAGCAAUACGAAAGGACGCAAUUACAAAACAUGGAUACCAGCGCAUGGAUCAAAAAGGUCAAAUCUGCGAAAGCGACUGUCAUUAUUGAGGAUGGUUUACAAAUGGUUGAGGAAUAUGAUUUAUCUACUCAUAACCUACUGGGUAAGAAAUUUAGAAGCAAAACCGUACUUGGCGGGGACGGACAAUGGGAAUACGAAGUUGGAGAACCACUUAGGAGGGAAAACCAGUUUUCAGAGCAUCUAAUGGAGUCACCACAAGCUCCACUGUUUAUUCGUAGCGAUGUCCCACGUGCAUUCCAGUGGCGUAUCCGUAACUUACCUUACCCAUUAGAUGUGUACAGAAUUUCCGUUGAAGAUGGGAAUAUUUUAUUGCGGACCACCAACAAAAAAUAUUACAAAAAGUUCAACAUUCCGGAUAUGACCCGGAUGGGUUUACCCUUAAAUGAAAAGUCCAUAUCACUGACCCAUGCUAACAAUACUCUCCUGAUUUCGUACAAAAAGCCAGAUGAAAUCUUAGAAAACGAAAAACUAGUCCGACAAUACGUAAGUACACUAAAGCCAGUAGAGCAACAAGAAGACUGCAAAACAUCCUGA
Molecule: messenger RNA, 936 nt
Organism: Schistosoma rodhaini
Lineage: Eukaryota; Metazoa; Platyhelminthes; Trematoda; Strigeidida; Schistosomatidae
Source: the annotation of a GenBank genome assembly